AUGGCUCCCGUUCUCGUGCUUGUCACUAAGUUCGGCACUGCCUUCGUCGGCGCCCUCUGUUGCUCCUCCCCUCUUUUCGGAACCGCCACGCACGCCGGACAGUUGUCCACUGCCAACAGUGCAGCGAGGGCAUCACUUCGAGCUGCAGAAAGCGAAUCUCAUCUGGGCGCUAAGGACGUCACUGACGGGAUUUAUGACCAUUCUUCGUCCAUCAUGUCUCCCGUCGCAGCCUGCCUCCUCAUUCACAACAAGUACAGAACAGAAAACCUCCAGGUGCCGCUCCCGGCCAUGUCCAGAAACGCCGACGCCGUGGCGCUGGUGAUGGAGUUCGUAGAGAAGAGAGCAGUUGGAAAAUGCAAGGUUCAGGGGCACAGCACCGAGUCCCAAGCAAAAGAGAUGGGUGAGAACCUCUAUAUGUCAAACAACCCGACGUGCGAGGCCGCCGUGACGGCGUGGUACGACGAGAUCCAGUACUUCGAUGGAAACUACCCAGGAACGGAGUGGAGCAACAUGAAGGAACCAGUUGGUCAUUUCACGCAAGUUAUGUGGACAAAAAGCACAGGCCUAGGCUGUGCACGUACGAUUGGUUGUGAAGGUUGGAACCAGCUGUUCUGUGUCUACCAGCCGGCAGGAAACUACUUGGGCCAGGCGCCUUUCUCGGAGGAAGUGUGGAAGGCCAUCAAGAAGCGCGACGGCAUCUCGGGGGCCAUGGCUCUCGCGCCGGUCAGCACAGUUGCGGUGGCUGUCGCAACUAGUGCAUUGGUGUAUGUCCUUGUCGCAUAA
This is a messenger RNA of Besnoitia besnoiti, 783 nucleotides long. RefSeq names its product SCP family extracellular subfamily protein. Gene Ontology annotation, cellular component: extracellular region. Lineage: Eukaryota; Apicomplexa; Conoidasida; Eucoccidiorida; Sarcocystidae. Bases 1 to 783 code for a protein of 260 amino acids. The record is from RefSeq and is a predicted model, not a curated record. The transcript is spliced from 5 exons.